Centropristis striata (black sea bass) is the source of this 909-nucleotide messenger RNA. RefSeq names its product trypsin-like. The transcript has 6 exons. Gene Ontology annotation, biological process: proteolysis. The coding region runs from base 1 to 909 and encodes 302 amino acids. Lineage: Eukaryota; Metazoa; Chordata; Actinopteri; Perciformes; Serranidae. Gene Ontology annotation, molecular function: serine-type endopeptidase activity. The record is from RefSeq and is a predicted model, not a curated record.
AUGGUGGUGAAGCUGUCAGUUUUUGCUCUGCUGCUCCUGGUUUUAACCGCCACAGGUGGUGACGCUCAGUCAGACGUUUGUGGCUCAGCGCCGCUCAACACGAAGAUUGUGGGCGGAGAUGUGGCCGUCGCGGGGGCGUGGCCCUGGCAGGCCAGUCUGCACAGGUUCGGAUCACAUUUCUGUGGCGGAUCACUGAUCAACAACCAGUGGGUGUUGACGGCCGCUCACUGCUUCUCCAGCUCCAGCACGUCCGGUUUCACCGUUUAUCUCGGACGUGAGACCCAACAGCAGUUUAACUCCAACGAGGAGUCCCGCUCACUGUCUCAGGUCAUCAGACAUCCCGACUACGACUCCUCCACGAGUGAUAACGACAUCGCCCUGCUGCAACUCUCCUCGCCCGUCAGCUUCACCAACUACAUCCGCCCGGUGUGUCUGCCGGCGGAAGGCAGUGAGUUCGCUGCCGGGACGACGUGCUGGGUCACCGGAUGGGGCACCAUCGGAACCGACAUUCCUCUUCCAUUCCCUGGGCAGCUGCAGGAAGUGAGCGUCCCCAUCGUGUCUAACAGUAAGUGCAGCGAAUCCUACGACCCGAUCACCAACAACAUGAUCUGUGCCGGUCUGGAGGAGGGCGGGAAGGACUCCUGUCAGGGAGACUCCGGCGGCCCGCUGGUCUACAAUAACGGCUCCAGGUGGAUCCUGGUCGGGGUGGUGAGCUUCGGACGAGGCUGCGCGCAGCCCAACUUCCCCGGAGUUUACAGCCGCGUGUCCCAGUACCAGAGCUGGAUCAGCGGACACGUUGGCGAUCUGGGCUUCGUGUCCUCGGCCGGGACGUCAAGCCUGGUGUCUCUGUCCGUCCCUCUGCUGCUGUCCCUGCUCCCCGUCCUCCUGUCGCUCUUUGUGCUCUCAUAA